GCAGAAUUUGCAGGUGUAAAGUGCAUGAUGAGAGAGAUGAGUCACCCUCUCCUGGUUUUGGAGUGAGGGAGUAAUACGAUACUGUACAAUUCUUAGACAGAAAUCUGUAUCUAUCUUUAUCUAUACAUGCAUAUGCAAGUGCUUAUCUGUGUGUGAUAAAAAAGAGGGAAGAAAGGGAAAAAAAAUUGCAUAGGGAUUUUCUCAUUUCCAUCGAAAAUUUCAUCACCGGACCCGCCGAAGAUUGUGAAAAAUUUUAAAAAUAACAUUGUUGUUUCCGUCUCUUCCUCUUUAUUUUUCAUUAAUCAAUUCAAAUUGAACUACUUUUACUUCUUUUUCAGGAAAUCGAAUUAAUUUCUGGGUGCUCUAUUUUUCUUUAUAAAUAAGUUUCUUGUUUAUCUGCAAAUAGAAAUGGCAAAUGCAUCUGGGCUGUAUACAGCAACGCUGCCUACUGUGAGGAGGAGAUUUACUCCAUCUACAGGCAUUUAUAGAUCUGGGUUUUGGUUUUCUGAGGGUGUCUCCAAGAGAAUAAUGUGUUCCAGCACUGUCGAAGGUGCAGAUAAGCUCUCCUCUUCCGAAUCUAGAGUUCCCAGGCUUGUCAGCAGAGGCUGCAAGUUAGUUGGAUGUGGUUCUGCCGUACCGGGUCUUCAGAUUUCUAAUGAUGAUCUAUCAAAAAUUGUUGAUACUAAUGAUGAAUGGAUAUCUGUUCGGACAGGAAUUCGAAAUAGAAGAGUACUUUCUGGGAAAGAUAGUUUGACAUCUCUGGCUGCAGAGGCAGCAAAGAAAGCACUCGAGAUGGCAGAAGUUGAUCCUGAUGAUGUGGAUCUUGUAUUGAUGUGCACUUCAACUCCAGAGGAUUUAUUUGGCAGUGCUCCUCAGAUUCAAAAAACACUGGGCUGCAAAAAUAAUCCAUUGGCUUAUGAUAUCACAGCUGCUUGCAGUGGGUUUGUGUUGGGAUUAGUCUCAGCUGCUUGCUACAUUAGAGGGGGUGGCUUUAAAAAUGUUCUUGUGAUUGGGGCUGAUGCUCUUUCUCGCUAUGUUGAUUGGACGGAUAGAGGAUCUUGCAUUCUCUUUGGUGAUGGUGCUGGCGCCGUGUUGGUGCAGGCAUGUGAUUGUGAGGAUGAUGGUUUAUUUGCAUUUGACUUGCACAGUGAUGGUGAAGGGCAAAGGCACUUAAGAGCCACCAUCAUGCAAAAUGAAGUGGAUCAUGUGCUGGGUACAAAUGGUUCAGCUGUAGGAUUUCCCCCAAAAAAUUCCUCCUACUCCUGCAUCCAGAUGAAUGGUAAGGAGGUCUUCCGCUUUGCUGUACGUGUUGUUCCACAGUCUAUUGAAUAUGCUCUAGAGAAGGCAGGUCUCACCAGUUCCAACAUAGAUUGGUUGCUUCUUCAUCAGGCAAACCAGAGGAUCAUUGAUGCUGUAGCGACACGUUUAGAGGUCCCAUCAGAACGGGUUUUAUCAAAUUUGGCGAACUAUGGUAAUACAAGUGCUGCAUCUAUUCCAUUGGCAUUGGACGAAGCUGUACGAAGUGGGAAGGUUCAGGCAGGCCAUACAAUUGCAGCUGCUGGAUUUGGAGCCGGGCUUACGUGGGGCUCUGCAAUCGUUAGAUGGGGAUGAGGCCACUCGAUUUACCGUUCUGAAGGUUUUAAAAUCUGAUUUCAUUUCUGUGUCUAGUUAGCAGGGAAAUGCAAUGGCAUAAUCUCUUUCAGCUCCCCUUUUCUUUAUUUUAGCCUUGUUACUAUUGAAAUUCAGCAACAUGAAUAAAUUAUAUUGUCCAAUUUUGUCAUCUUGACUUCAACUUUCUGGUUUCUUUUUUCUGGAAUCAAUGUUAACUUGGGUAGUAUCUUGCAAUGGAUGUUGUUUUUGGCUCAA
Molecule: messenger RNA, 1866 nt
Organism: Olea europaea var. sylvestris
Lineage: Eukaryota; Viridiplantae; Streptophyta; Magnoliopsida; Lamiales; Oleaceae
Product: 3-oxoacyl-[acyl-carrier-protein] synthase 3 A, chloroplastic-like
Exons: 8
Coding region: 409-1611 (400 amino acids)
Biological process (GO): fatty acid biosynthetic process
Cellular component (GO): chloroplast
Molecular function (GO): 3-oxoacyl-[acyl-carrier-protein] synthase activity
Source: RefSeq, a predicted model, not a curated record